CAGGCACCGAACACCCAGCCCGGCCAUGAGGGGCACGAGCGCCCGGGCCCCGCUCUGCCUGCUGCUGGCCGCCGCCCAGCUCGCGCUGCCGCAGCCCCCGGAGAGACCUGUUUUCACAUGUGGCGGCAUUUUCACUGGCGAGUCUGGCUUCAUUGGCAGCGAAGGCUUUCCUGGAGUGUACCCUCCAAACAGCAGAUGCACUUGGAAAAUCACAGUUCCUGAAGGGAAGGUGGUGGUGCUUCGUUUCCGAUUCAUAGACCUCGAGAGUGACAACCUGUGCCGCUACGACUUCGUGGAUGUGUACAGUGGCCACGCCAACGGCCAGCGCAUUGGGCGUUUCUGUGGCACGUUCCGGCCUGGAGCCCUUGUGUCCAGUGGCAACAAGAUGAUGGUGCAGAUGAUUUCGGACGCCAACACAGCUGGCACUGGCUUCAUGGCCAUGUUCUCGGCGGCUGAACCAAAUGAAAGAGGGGAUCAGUAUUGUGGAGGACGCCUCGAAAGACCUUCAGGCUCCUUUAAAACCCCCAACUGGCCAGAUCGUGAUUACCCUGCUGGAGUCACCUGUGUGUGGCACAUUGUAGCUCCAAAGAAUCAGCUUAUAGAGUUAAAGUUUGAGAAAUUUGAUGUUGAGCGGGACAAUUACUGCCGUUAUGACUACGUGGCUGUGUUUAAUGGUGGAGAAGUCAAUGACGCUAAGAGAAUCGGAAAAUAUUGUGGUGACAGCCCACCUGCGCCAAUAAUAUCAGAGAGAAACGAGCUUCUUGUUCAAUUUUUGUCAGAUCUAAGUUUAACUGCGGAUGGAUUUAUUGGCCACUACAAAUUCAGACCAAAAAAAUUGCCCGCAACUACAGUACGACCUGUUACUACCACACCCCCUGUAACUUCAGGUGUAAAACCUACUGUGGCCCUGUGUCAACAGAAGUGUAGGCGAACUGGGACUCUGGAGAGCAAUUACUGUUCGAGUGACUUUGUGUUGGCUGGCACUGUGAUUACAACAGUCACUCGAGGUGGGAGCCUCCAUGCCACGGUCUCGAUCAUCAACAUCUACAAAGAGGGGAAUCUAGCAAUUCAGCAGGCGGGCAAGAGCAUGAGUACCAAGGUCAUCGUGGUCUGCAAGCAGUGCCCGCUCCUCAGAAGAGGUCAAAAUUAUAUUAUUAUGGGCCAAGUGGGUGAAGACGGGAGAGGCAGAAUCAUGCCCAGUAGCUAUAUCCUGAUGUUCAAGACCAAGAACCAGAAGCUCCUGCAUGCCUUGAAAACCAAGCAAUGUUAA
Elephantulus edwardii (Cape elephant shrew) is the source of this 1270-nucleotide messenger RNA. RefSeq names its product procollagen C-endopeptidase enhancer 2 (gene PCOLCE2). Bases 26 to 1270 code for a protein of 414 amino acids. Lineage: Eukaryota; Metazoa; Chordata; Mammalia; Macroscelidea; Macroscelididae. The record is from RefSeq and is a predicted model, not a curated record. Gene Ontology annotation, molecular function: protein binding. The transcript has 9 exons.